Molecule: messenger RNA, 1731 nt
Organism: Nerophis lumbriciformis (worm pipefish)
Lineage: Eukaryota; Metazoa; Chordata; Actinopteri; Syngnathiformes; Syngnathidae
Source: RefSeq, a predicted model, not a curated record
AUGGUGCAGCCCCAACCUGAUGGCGCACUGCAGUGGGACAUGUCAGGAGACGAUAGUGGGGGGGCGCUUAGGGUCCCACCUGAGCUGGCAGCCAAUGAAGUGGUCACCCGGUUGCUUGGGGACAAUCAGCAGCUCAGAGAUGCCUUGCGGCGGAGCAACCACGCUUUGCGUCAGCGCUGUGAAGAGAUGGAAGGUUGGCAGCGAAAGACUAGGGAGGACAGGGAAUUUCUCAGUUGUCGUUUCCAAGAGGCUAGGGCUCUGGUGGAGAGGUUGGCCCAGGAGAACCACUCUUUACAAGGUCUUGUGAAUGGACCAGCGUCUUCAUCCAGCUACUGCAGUAGCUCCAGUCAGACUGAAGGACCCUUUCCAACAAAGAAUGGUCCUCUUGAUGCAACACAGAUCCCAGAUAAGCAAGAAAAGAAGAAAGUGGAGGAAGCAGAUCAGCAUACGCAGACAACUCCUCCCCGCAGUUUGCUCGUUGAGGGUGCAAUCGAUGUCCUACAAGUGAAGAGCCACAAAGAAAAGCUGGAGGAAGGCAUGCGAGAGCUCAAAAGGAAGAAUGAAGAACUGGAGAAGCAGAGGGACGAGGGCGAAAAAGAGAGAGAGCGAAUGCGUCGCUGCAUUGAUCAACUGUGGGCCAAACUGUCCCAGGCACAGGCAAGCAAUGCUACUGAGGAGGCUGGUCAACAUCGGACUGAAGCUCAGCACUCCUCUGACUGCUCUAGCCUGGCUAAACUCACAGAACAGCUUCAGGCCACACAGGGCAGGUAUCGUGAGCUAGAGGAAAAGCUUGACUACCUACAGAAGAGUUCUGCUCAGCGUGACAGAACUGAGGCUCUGCUAAAGCAAAAGGACAAGGACUGUGAGGCGCUCAAAGCUCAGGCAACGUCUCUUUUAGCAGAACUGAAUGAGAGGCAAAGCUGCCUGGACAAAAGUGAGCAAGAGCGCAAAAUCAUGGAGGACAAAUUGUGUAGUAAGGCAAAAGCCCUGCAAGUGGCAGAACAAGACUUGGAGCAGCAGAGGAACCAGCACCAUGUGAACAAAGACAAACUAAUGUUGCAGAUUCAGAGUUUGGAGCAAGCUCUCAAGACAGAGAGACAUGUUGUCACUGUGGAAAAGAAAAAGUUGACACAACUUCAGCAUGCCUACACAUGUCUCUUUAGAGACUAUGAUGCUAUACUCAAGAGUGAGGGAGGAGAUUUGUGCAGCCGACUGGAGGAGGCAGAGAGAGCGUUAGCCCUGAAGCAAGACCUUAUUGAUAAAUUAAAGGAGGAGGUAGAGCAACAAAAAGGCUCACUGGAGACUGUUCCUGUCCUCACUGCGCAGGCUGAGAUCUACAAGGCAGACUUCCUUGCAGAACGAGAAGCAAGGGAAAAACUAAACCAGAAGAAAGAAGAGCUGCAGGAUCAGCUGACACAUGCUUUGGCUGAAAUUGAUCGACAGAAACAGGAAGCUGCAUCCAGGGUACGUAUGGAGCAGAUGAAGCUGAGACAUCAGGAUGACUUCCCAGCACGUGUUCCACACAUUACGCCUCCUCAGGGUGGAUUUUCUGCCGGUACUUUCAACACUGCGCCCCCUCCAUCCAUAUACCGCAAUCCUGGAAUGGUGCAGGCUGGUGAUCAAGGAGCUGUUGGAGUUGAGGAUCUGCCAGAUUUAUGCUGUCCGAAGUGCCAGUACCAUGCUCCAGAUAUGGACACACUGCAAAUUCAUGUUAUGGACUGUAUACAGUAA